GCAUCUUGAUCUUCAGUUUGGUUCAGCGGCUUUCACGACGCUAUCGCAACAAAACCACUCGAGAUAAAGUCAAGGUUGUCACACCUAUGCGAUCACAUAAUCCGGCAUGAAGUUAGCUCUGAUUUUGGUUCUCCUCGCGGGGUAUUCCCGAUGUCAGACCCUGAACGACGACGUGAUCAACCAGCUGCCGGAUUUGUUCUCGAAAGCGACGCCGCCUCCCAAGUGUACCACAGGGAUAUGCUUGCCGGGCUAUGAGACGGUGCCGACGUCAUCUACGGAGUCGUCCGUGAGCUAUAUAGAAAAAUGUGGGGAGGGCAAGACGCUGGGCAAGCGGCUUUGCGUAAAUUACGAGUAUUGUGACGGACGGACGGACACCAUCGUCCAGAACGGGAUUACGGCUGGAUUUGGAGUGAUCGACAUUAGAUUUGGAGAGAACCGAUGUGGCCACCCCCUGGAGGUGUGUUGUAAGAUCCCAGAGGGAGGACUGUCCCCCAAUUUUGAUCCCAACGCGAAGCCACCUACAACUACACCCCCUCCGACCGCUGGUACUACCGCCCCUCCGUUCACCCCAAGCUACUGCGGCGUGAGGAAUCAGAAUGGCAUCGACUUCAAGAUUACUGGCAACAACGAUAACGAGGCGGAAUACGGAGAAUUCCCAUGGAUGGUCGCUCUUAUAAAGAGGAAUUCUAAUCCCGCGCCUCAAGAGCACUUCUCUUUCUGCGGGGGUUCCUUGAUAAGUCCGUCUGUGGUUCUGACUGGCGCUCACUGCGUGUACAAGUUCAAGGCAAACGAGAUAAAGGUCCGAGCUGGAGAAUGGGACUCAAAAACCAACAGGGAAAGACUUCCCUACCAAGAGAGGAACGUUGUCAAUAUUAUCACUCACAAAGACUUUGUCGCAGCGGGAGUCUUCAAUGACUUCGCAUUACUCGUGCUCGAAUCACCGCUGGACAAGGCAGAGCACAUCGGUACUGUCUGCUUGCCAGAUCAGGCACAAGUUAUCCAGUCUAAGAAUUGUUUCGUCAGCGGUUGGGGCAAAAACGUUUUCGGAUCGGAAGGUACAUACCAGGACAUCUUGAAGAAAAUCGAACUCCCCAUCGUCCCUGUAGGACAGUGUCAAGCUGCAUUAAGAGAGACUCGUUUGGGGGCUGGAUAUGUACUUCACGACAGCUUCCUUUGCGCUGGUGGAGAAGAAGGGAAAGAUGCUUGCUCGGGUGAUGGCGGCAGUCCACUAGUAUGUCCUGACCCCAACAACCCAACCAGAUAUCUCCUGACUGGUAUGGUGGCCUGGGGAAUCGGAUGCGGAAGCCAGAAUGUACCGGGUGUUUACGCCGAUGUAGCCAAAUUUAGAUCCUGGAUCGACGAGCAAAUGCGAAGACUGAAUCUCGACACUAGCCCCUACGUUUCUAUGGUAGCCACCCUCAGGGAGGAAUCCAUCGAAGUAAGCCCCAUAAAACUCAUCAUGUACAAAUGUGAAGGAGCUUUGAUCCACCCCCAGGUCGUCCUAACCGGCGCACACUGCGUGAGCGGUAAAAAUAAGUCGUUCAAUAUCAGAGCUGGGGAAUGGGACACCCAACACGCCCAGGAACUGUUUCCCCAUCAGGAGAGAGAGGUCCAGUCUAUCUCCAUCCAUCCUCAUUACUACGCAGGAGCGUUGUAUAACGACGUCGCUUUGCUCUUCUUGAAAUUUCCCGUGGACAUUGCUGAAAACGUGGACGUCGUUUGUCUACCUCGGUCUAGACUCGUCUUGAAGUCUCGAGACUGCUACGCCACCGGCUGGGGUAAAGACGCAUUCGGAAAGAUGGGCAAGUACCCGGUGAUCCUGAAGAAAAUCGAUCUGCCUAUCGAUCUCUCCCGGGACCCCAUUUCGAACUUCAUCGAAGCUUCGUAUGUGCAGGUGGAGGACAUGGAAGUGACACUUGUAAAGGAGACGGAGGAAGCCCAUUGGUAUGCCACAUUGAGAGAAGCACUAACAAGUUCUAUCAGGCGGGGAUUGUUGCAUGGGGCAAUGGAUGUGCACCACAACAGACAUUCACUUGAAUUCAAUUGUGUUAUCGUUAUGCAGUCGGCGCUGACUUUCGCCCUUAUCGUUGGACUCGCCGGGGGUCAACAAUUAACCAACGAUACCAAAGAAGCACUGAUAGAUCUGUUUGCAACGUCCAAACCUACUACUACUACCUGUCCUCCUGGGAAAAUAUGUAUACCUGGAUUCAGUGAAGUGUCGUCUUCAACAACUGCAUCGUCCAUAAGUUAUAUUGAGAAAUGUGGAGAAGGGACGACAAAGGGAAAGAAGCUUUGCGUUAAUUACGAAUACUGUGAUCCGAAAACGAAGACCAUUGUGCAGAACGGGUUGACAGCUGGCUUUGGAGUAAUCGACAUUAGAAUAAGGAAGAACCGCUGCGGUCACCCUUUGGAGGUGUGUUGUCAGAUUCCAAAGGGUGGACUAUCUCCCGACUUCGAUCCCAGCGCAAAACCAUCUACAACAGCACCUCCUCCGACAGUCAGUAGUACCACUCCUACGCCACCUAUCGCCUCAAGCCGUUGCGGUAAGAGAAAUGAGAAUGGAAUCGAUUUCAAGAUUACCGGAAACAGGAACAACGAGGCGGAGUACGGGGAGUUCCCUUGGAUGGUGGCUAUCAUAAAGAAAAAAUCUUACACUUCCGAAGAGAACUUCUCUUUUUGUGGCGGUUCGUUGAUAAGCCCUUCCGUGGUUUUGACAGCCACACACUGUGUCUAUAAGUACAAGCCGGACGAGAUAAAGAUCCGAGCAGGAGAAUGGGACUCAAAAACCGCGAGAGAAAGACUUCCCUACCAGGAGAGGAACGUCGCUAAUUUUAUUACUCACAGAGAUUUCGUCGCAGCGGGAGUUUUCAACGAUGUGACCUUGCUGGUUCUCGAUACACCUCUGGAUAGGGCUGAACAUAUCGGCACCGUGUGUUUACCCGAUCAAGGGCAAGUUAUCCAGUCCAAAAACUGCUUCGUCAGUGGUUGGGGCAAAACCGUUUUCGGUUCAGCCGGUACCUACCAGGACAUUAUGAAGAAAAUUGAAGUUCCAAUAGUUCCGGUAGCCCAAUGCCAAUCAGCACUGAGGCGGACCCGUUUGGGUUCUUCAUUUAUCCUCCAUGACAGCUUCCUCUGCGCUGGAGGAGAAGCAGGGAAAGACGCUUGCACGGGCGAUGGAGGUAGUCCUCUAGUAUGUCCCGACCCCAGGAACCCAUCUAGAUAUCUUCUAACUGGUAUGGUAGCUUGGGGAGUAGGUUGUGGAGAACUGAAUGUACCGGGUGUUUACGUGGACGUCGCCAAGUUUAGAUCCUGGAUCGAUGACCAGAUGCGGAGAGAAAAUCUCAACACUGAUUCAUACAUCUCGUAAAAGGUUUAAUAAUAAACGAAAAAAUUU
Molecule: messenger RNA, 3394 nt
Organism: Anoplophora glabripennis (Asian longhorned beetle)
Lineage: Eukaryota; Metazoa; Arthropoda; Insecta; Coleoptera; Cerambycidae
Exons: 11
Coding region: 107-3367 (1086 amino acids)
Biological process (GO): proteolysis
Molecular function (GO): serine-type endopeptidase activity
Source: RefSeq, a predicted model, not a curated record